AUUUUGUGUAUUCCAAAUAACAAAGAAGUUUUCAAGUUGAUCCGAUGAUGUAAGUUUUGGGAAGGGGAAAUGGCUAUAAGAGAAUGAUUGAGAUAUGAAUGAACAUAGUAAUAGUAAUAAUAAUAAUAACAAUAGUAGUAGUAGUAGUGCUGGUGAAGAUGCAAGUCCAGGAGAAACUAUAGGAAAUCCAACUAACCCUAAAAUUCGAGUUCUAUCGGUGACACUUGAGACACAAGAGUCAAAGAAAGACGAGGAAGGAAGCUUGAAAAGUCUUGAACCCGCCGCUGGUUUAGUGGAGUGGGUAGAGUGGGCGUUUGUCAAGUUACAACAAGGAGUGGAUUUCAAUGAGCGUAUGAGAACCAACAAAGAGUUUCGGAAUCCGGGUAUAUUAGAAAAAAUGGUUGCGUAUUGUGAGUUGGAUGAACUGGGAACCAACUUUGACCGCACUGUGUUUGAUCCAAAGAGUUAUGAUCCUUCAGAGUAUUAUGAUGUGCUUGCAGAGAAACAACGACUACUUGCAACGAAAGAAGCAUUGAAUCCUAAAGGGUCCAAGAAGGAGGAACAAGGAGAUGCUCGUUCUUCUUGGAAAGAAAGAAAAGUACGCUCAACCCAAAGUAGAUGGGAUAGGACAAAAAGUUACCGUAACUAGCUGUAUAUUAUUUAUUUGGUACGGAAAGUGGUUGGUAUGGAGUUGCAGUUUCUAGUUGAAUAACAAGAAUGAAGAAUGAGGAGGAGAAUAAAGCGUAAGAGGCGGAAAGUUAUUCAUAAUAGACUCAUACAUUCUAUGAAUAUAUGUGUGUAGGAAACA
This is a messenger RNA of Galdieria sulphuraria, 808 nucleotides long. Its product is annotated as SAP30-binding protein, putative. The transcript has a single exon. The coding region runs from base 95 to 649 and encodes 184 amino acids. Gene Ontology annotation, biological process: regulation of DNA-templated transcription. Gene Ontology annotation, cellular component: nucleus. The record is from RefSeq and is a predicted model, not a curated record. Lineage: Eukaryota; Rhodophyta; Bangiophyceae; Galdieriales; Galdieriaceae.